GCGCACCGCGACCCCGCCAUGGCAGUAGCUGCUGCUGCCCGUCUAUUCCUUCGUGUUUCUCUACUCAACGAUCCUUCAUACUCUGUAGCGGUGAGCGGUAGUGUGUGUUGUAGCUAGUUUGAAGUGUAGUCGAGUGUUUAAUUCCGUUUUGGAUUUAGCUGUUGGUGUGUCAAUGCUUGUCUCUGUUUUUUUCUAGUCGAGGCAAUUCUGUUCAAGUUGCGUUUGCGGAAUUGGUAUUAGACUGUGAUUUUGCGUAAAUUUUUUGUUUUUCUGUCAAGUUUGAGGGGUUUGUAUAGGGUGUUUUGAAUUGGUCAAGAAGUCCUACGUGUUCUGAGGAGUGGUAAUAGACAUCCUUUUAGGUUCGGUCCCGGUCUGCCUUCCAUCAUUCUACAAUUUCUGUAAUUACAAUUGGAGCAGUGGAGUUCGUGAUUCUAUGCUGUGGUGUGGUGCGGUAGUUACUACGUUUUGACUUGAAGACAGCUUCAAUAUCUUGAGUUUUUGUGGAAGCGGGUUCUAUGGAGCUCACAGGCCCUACAUUAACUCGAGCAGCUACUUUCAGCCAUCGCCAGGAGCGAGCCUUGAAGGAUGUCAAUGGGCGUGUGAACGGUCUUAACAAGAGCCAAGAUCACCUUUCAACUGCGAAGAGCAUCGCGGAUGGUCGAAAGGUAACACGCACACUGAAGCAGUUCUCAGCUGUGCCAUCUCGAUACGCUGCUCCCCUCGCUUCGAAGAAAAACCUCUCCACCAACGCAGACAAGCCGCAGACUGGCCAAGCGAACAUGACGAAGCUGCCUUUCAUUCCAGGAAGGGCAGCUCCAAGUCAUCAGAGGAAGCCUUCGGCAGACAGUCUGAAUUCUUCUCAACCUGCCAUGGUGUUUUCCGCUUCUGUAAGGGAGCCGAAGGCGGACACGUCUGCCAAGAAGGUGGCAGCGAACAGCAGCUCUCUGGGUGCGAAACGACCUCGAGUGGGCACGAAAACGAGCAUGGUGGAACAGAAGAGCCAAGUGGCGGCGCGAGCUCCGCGGGUGUAUUCGUUGGACAAGGGAGGAUGCUGGUGCUCGAAGAACGGUUCGGUUCGGGGCCCAGCGGAGGCGUCUGCAGCAGGGAGUGUGUCUGUGCUGUAUUCUGCAGCUCACUGGGUGCAUCUGAUCAAGCUCGCAGAGGGCGAGAAGAAGAACGACGUGGUGGUAGACUUGUUACGGGUGGCCGUGAGGUUGAAAGCGGAGCCCCGGGAAAUGGUGAAGGUGGAGCUGAAGCGGUAUGGAGAGGGUCACCCAAGCGACGAGGUCGUGCAGCAGCUUGUGGAGGAAUGCGAGGGAGUGGCAGGAGUGUCGGUGUCGUCGACGACGAUCGAAGGAGGCGAAGAAGGGGAGUCGAUAUCAGAGGAAUCAAAUGGGAGUGCGGCAGUGUUGAGUAACGGUGAUAGUGGUGCAGCUUGUGUGAGCAAGAUCACAAUCGUCGCACCAGUUGUUAGUGAGAACGGCGGCGCGGUGACGAAGGAUGUGGCAGCGAAGCGUCCACAUUUUAUGGGGAGGAUGUUGGCGAGGUCAGCAACUUUUUCUGUUGUGGACCCGAACUCGAAAUCGGUGCAUGCGAAAGCAGAGUAUGGUCGGAAAUUGGAGAAGACUUUGGAGUUUUUAGCAUCGCAAGCCGUAGCUCACUCUCCUGAGAAGGCAGGCCUUGGUAUCCAAUCUAGCCAACCGAAGGCUCAGAAACGUUUGCUGGAUUGUGUUCCAGAAUCUGAAGUGGUUUGCGAGUCCACGACUGGGUCCUCAAUUCAUGAACAUGUCGACGCGCAAAUAUCUGGCGAGCUCACUUCUACGGUGCCUUCAUUGUGUUCCUCAUUCCUUACUACUGACGAGCUUGUGACGCCGAGUUUCAAAUUUGUCUCUAGCACUGCUGAAGUAACAACCGGAGCCGAAUGCAUAUUCGCGGAAGCUUCUACUCAUGUUAAACAUAGUCCUCUUGCGUUGGAGGGAGCAUCCACACCGGGGCACGCAGUGGCUAAUGGUAGUGCGGAGAUGCCGGUGGAUUCCCUCUCUGAGUGGCUGGAUCGUGAUUCAUCUGAAGUGGACACACCGGAUAUUCAAUCCACCCGCACAGAGGAAAAUGUGGACCUCAGCCCUAAUUGUAGAGGAGCGGUGCAGAAAAUGGAUGUGGAUUCCCUAAUGCAGGAGGUGGUAUCACUGAUCCUCCCUGAGGAUGUUUCAUUUUCUCCUUCUGAACCGAGUGCCGCCCAGUUGAGCGACUCACUUUCUCCUGUUACAAGCCAGGAGAGGAGGGAAAGCUCUCAGAGUGCGGGUAACCAAUCUUUGAUGCUCGUUGAAGAAAAAGUUCCUCGACAUCAUAGGCACACGUUGAGCGCGGAUGCUGUUCUUUUGAGCGUUCACUGCAAAGGUGAACGUUCACUUCUCAGUGUAGAGGAUAAGGUGAAAUUGUUCUCUCAAUUGGCAGUUGUGGGAGGUGUCAUUCCAGAGGCAACAGACGCUCCUGUUAUAGCUUCUGGAGGAAGACAGGAGCUUACAGUAGUUGAAGAAUCGAAGGUAGCAGCGCAAGUCGGUGAAGAGGGCACAGAGACCGUUUUGGAUGAGUCGCGCCAGUCGGAGUCCUCCGCCAAAACGAAGCCUCCGGAAAUUUCAAUUGGAGCAGAAUCCACUGCACAGGAAGAGCGUACGACUGUGCAAAGCGAGGGCCCCAAAGCCCUUCACACUACGCCUGUAAGAGUGUCCCCGAGGCACAAGACAUCGAAAGUUGACGCCGUGCCCUUUUCUGCCACUCCAAGUUUCGCUACUCCAUGCGAGCCUGCCAGUUCCGGGAUCCUGAGAGCUCGACAUCGCAGAUCUAGUAGUGUAGGUAACUUGACACCUAGAGGUCCAUUUGAUGGGAUUGCGGCGUGCUCACCCUUUGGGGAUAAUGGUGGCAGUCCAUCGUCGCACUCGUCGAGUGCGAAGAGCAAGCGCUCAUCGCGAGGAUUCAAAGAAGUGACUCCGCGAAUGAAUCUUCCGAAACCUUCCUGGAAAGCUAUAGUGGAGCGGGAAAUGAAGGGGUCGAAGCUGAAGGAGCUUCUGGCUGCUCAGUUGCCAGAGGAGGCGAGUCCAUUGUCUGAGUAUCUGGAGGCUCAGAUAGGGAACCAGAAUAGGUAUCCUGAGAAUGGGACUUGUGAUGCUGUAGACAAGUGUGUGAGCUCUACGUGCAGUCCAGCAAAACCAGUGAGGAGAACGACUAGAUCAUCUGCCAGGAAACAGGCUGCACCCAAAGAGGAAAAGCAUGAAGUUUUGGAACCAAAGACUGUCCACAAGCCGAGGAAGAUAAUUGAGGGUGAACAAGGAGCGGACAGCAGUGCUGCAGGUGCCCCAACCCCAGGGUCAGCAAUGAGACGUUCUGCACGGAUCCAGAACAAAGUGCAGUCGAAAAGGAAUGCUCUUUUCCAGGAAGAGUUGGGCUGCGGAAAGUAGCUGUAAAGGAAUGUAACGUAUCCCCUGCACAUCUGUCACUGCUGAGCACUUCCAUUUUUUCGCAAGUCGUCUUGCCCGAGUCGUCCUCACAUAAAGCCCUGUCCGUCAUUUGUAUCAUAGUAUGUAGGGUGGAAGACUUCAUGGUAGCCAUGCCCCGGAUGUAAAUUGCUUUAUCAAUGAAGGCUUCGCAACAGGGAUGGAAAUCAGAACGCAUUACUGGUGCCUACUCUCUUGUAAUAAUCUUUAAAUGAUAUGAAAAUAGUCUACUGUAACUGCCUCUCAAUACGAUUAUUCCAUCCCGGGGAAAGGGGUUAAAAAAUAAUGCCAAUUAAUUUUUUUGUGUA
Molecule: messenger RNA, 3799 nt
Organism: Physcomitrium patens
Lineage: Eukaryota; Viridiplantae; Streptophyta; Bryopsida; Funariales; Funariaceae
Source: RefSeq, a predicted model, not a curated record